Pan troglodytes (chimpanzee) is the source of this 3244-nucleotide messenger RNA. It is a transcript of the gene ANKZF1, whose product is annotated as ankyrin repeat and zinc finger peptidyl tRNA hydrolase 1. Gene Ontology annotation, biological process: ERAD pathway. Gene Ontology annotation, molecular function: protein binding. The transcript is spliced from 14 exons. The coding region runs from base 895 to 3039 and encodes 714 amino acids. The record is from RefSeq and is a predicted model, not a curated record. NCBI's taxonomy places the organism in Eukaryota, Metazoa, Chordata, Mammalia, Primates, Hominidae.
CUCUUCGCUGCUCCGUAGUGACGGGGAUUGUUGUGUUGCAGAAAUCCGGCAAUCGACCUGAGGACUUGCGUGCCGCUCAGCUCCCGGGACGUUUGGAGCUGCUGCUAAAUAAUUUCUGCUCAGCCAUGUCGCCGGCUCCAGAUGCAGCCCCGGCUCCUGCGUCGAUCUCCCUGUUUGACCUCAGCGCGGAUGCUCCGGUGUUUCAGGGCCUGAGCCUGGUGAGCCACGCGCCUGGGGAGGCUCUGGCCCGGGCUCCGCGUACUUCCUGUUCAGGAUUCGCCUAAACAAUCUGUUUGGCUAAUUUAAAUUAGACAAGACUCAAACUCAGCCAGUGGGGAGGACUUGCAGACGCUGGAUCUCGGGAGAGGGCUACGUUGGAGAAGUUUAACCGACCCCAAGGCUUUUACCCUCAUCGGAUUCUUUUCCAGAAUGCCCAGGGCCAGUUUUUAUUUACAUUCGUUUUAUUUAUUUUAUUUUUAUUUUUUAUUUUUGAGACAGAGUCUCGUUCUGUUGCCCAGGCUGGAGUGCAGUGGUGUGAUCUCGGCUCACUGCAAGCUCCGCCUCCCGGGUUCACGCCGUUCUCCUGCCUCAGCCUCCCAAGUAGCUGGGACUACAGGCAUCCGCCACCACACCCGGUUAAUUUUUUGUAUUUUUAGUAGAGACGGGGUUUCACCGUGUUAGCCAGGAUGGUCUUGAUCUCCUGACUUCAUGAUCCGUCUGCCUUGGCCUCCCAAAGUGCUGGGAUUACAAGCGUGAGCCACUGCACCUGGCCAAUUUUAUUUUAUUUACAUUCAUUUUACGUACAUCUUUUCAAAAGCAUGUUUAUUGCAUUAAGUGAUUGCUGUACUGUUUAUUUCAUGACUAUUAGAGUGUAAAUUCCUUGAAGGCAGUAUCAUGCCAUCUCUUUUGUAUCCUCCUCUGCUUUGUAUAUCACACUCUGAAUAUAAUUCUUGUCACUGUGGAUUUGGGCUCCCUUUCUAUGUCCAAUUCCUCUUCCCUUAUUUAGGCUCAGGGGAGAGAGAAAGCCCAGAAAGAAAGCUACUCCAGGGUCCUAUGGAUAUUUCAGAGAAGUUAUUUUGUUCAACUUGUGACCAGACCUUCCAGAACCACCAAGAACAGAGGGAACAUUAUAAGCUUGACUGGCAUCGGUUUAACCUAAAGCAACGUCUCAAGGACAAGCCUCUCCUGUCUGCCCUGGACUUUGAAAAGCAGAGUUCCACAGGAGAUCUUUCCAGCAUCUCGGGAUCAGAAGACUCAGACUCAGCCAGUGAGGAGGACUUGCAGACACUGGAUCGGGAGAGGGCUACAUUUGAGAAGUUGAGCCGACCCCCAGGCUUUUACCCUCAUCGAGUUCUUUUCCAGAAUGCCCAGGGCCAGUUUCUUUAUGCCUACCGCUGUGUCCUAGGCCCUCAUCAGGAUCCCCCAGAAGAGGCAGAACUGCUGCUACAGAACCUGCAAAGUAGAGGUCCCAGAGACUGCGUGGUGCUCAUGGCUGCAGCUGGGCACUUUGCUGGUGCUAUAUUUCAAGGAAGAGAAGUGGUGACACACAAAACUUUUCACCGCUAUACGGUUCGGGCCAAGCGGGGCACAGCCCAGGGGCUUCGGGAUGCCCGAGGUGGGCCAUCACGCUCUGCUGGAGCCAACCUGAGGCGCUACAAUGAAGCCACACUAUAUAAGGAUGUUCGUGACCUGCUGGCAGGGCCAAGCUGGGCUAAGGCGCUGGAGGAGGCUGGUACAAUACUGUUGCGUGCUCCCCGCUCUGGCCGGUCUUUGUUCUUUGGAGGCAAGGGAGCACCCCUGCAAAGGGGGGAUCCCCGACUUUGGGAUAUCCCCCUCGCCACCCGCAGACCCACCUUCCAAGAGCUACAGCGUGUGCUCCAUAAGCUGACCACUUUGCAUGUCUAUGAAGAAGACCCUCGGGAAGCAGUCAGACUGCACUCACCUCAGACACACUGGAAAACAGUAAGAGAGGAGAGAAAGAAGCCUACUGAGGAAGAAAUAAGAAAGAUCUGCAGUGACGAAAAGGAAGCGCUGGGGCAGAAUGAGGAAUCUCCCAAACAGGGUUCAGGGUCGGAGGGAGAAGAUGGCUUUCAGGUAGAGUUGGAGCUAAUGGAGUUGACUGUGGGGACUCUGGAUCUUCGUGAGUCUGAAGUAUUGCCCAAGCGGAGGAGGAGAAAAAGGAAUAAGAAGGACAAAAGCCGAGACCAGGAGGCUGGGGCACAUCGGACUCUUCUCCAGCAAACUCAAGAAGAGGAGCCUUCCACACAGUCAUCCCAGGCAGUUGCUGCCCCCUUGGGCCCUUUGCUGGAUGAGGCCAAAGCCCCUGGUCAGCCAGAGCUCUGGAAUGCACUGCUUGCUGCUUGCCGAGCUGGAGAUGUUGGAGUGCUAAAGCUGCAGCUAGCUCCCAGCCCUGCAGACCCUAGAGUUCUGUCUCUGCUCAGUGCCCCCUUGGGCUCUGGUGGCUUUACUCUCCUGCAUGCAGCAGCUGCAGCUGGAAGAGGCUCAGUGGUUCGUCUGCUGCUGGAAGCAGGUGCUGACCCCACUGUGCAGGACUCUCGGGCCCGGCCACCUUAUACUGUUGCGGCUGACAAAUCAACACGUAAUGAGUUCCGAAGGUUCAUGGAGAAGAAUCCAGAUGCCUACGAUUACAACAAGGCUCAGGUGCCAGGACCAUUGACACCAGAAAUGGAGGCACGGCAGGCUACACGGAAAAGGGAGCAGAAGGCAGCCCGGCGGCAACGGGAGGAACAGCAGCAGAGGCAGCAGGAGCAGGAGGAGCGUGAACGAGAAGAGCAGCGGCGAUUUGCCGCCCUCAGUGACCGAGAGAAGAGAGCUCUGGCUGCAGAGCGCCGACUCGCUGCCCAGUUGGGAGCCCCUACUUCUCCAAUCCCUGACUCUGCAAUCGUCAAUACUCGACGCUGCUGGAGUUGUGGGGCAUCCCUCCAAGGCCUGACUCCCUUUCACUACCUCGACUUCUCUUUCUGCUCCACACGUUGCCUCCAGGAUCAUCGCCGUCAGGCAGGGAGGCCCUCUUCCUGAUCUCUUACAGCUCUACCUGGGGCCAACUCAGGGACCUGAGACGGCACAUUCACAGCAGCCCUAGGUUUUUUCUUCCCUGUGAAACCAGAGAUGAUUUGGAAGAUGGGGGUGAAGGACACUCGGGAACUAGGGCAAAGACAGGGCUAGAGAGGUAUGUGGAGCUGGUACUGUCUCUGGAAUUUUAAUCACAAUAAAGUUUGGCAAG